UGGGGCUUAUAGAGGCAGUGCUGGGCUCUGUGCUGUAAAAGGGGCCUGGUGGGGAGCCACAGCCAGCCUUCUUCCUUUGGAAGUGAUAAAAAAAAGAUGCCGUUGAAACCAUUCUCAUACCCGCUGCCUGAAACCAGGUUCCUUCACGCAGGCGGAGUUGUGUAUAAGUUUAAAAUCCGCUAUGGCAACUUGCAGAGUGCUCCUGAACUCAACAACACUGACAUUGCUGUCAAGGAGUUUGAGGAAGCAAUUCGAGUCAUCCUUGGAAAUCUUGAUGAUUUACAUCCAUUUUCUACAGAUCACUUCACUAUCUUUCCAUAUUUGAGUAAAUGGGAAAGAGUAUCAAAAAUGAGAUUCAAACAUGAGAAUGUCAAUCUCGUGCCUUAUCCCUACAUUUGCACUAUGUAUCUGGAGCUCAACUCAUUUCAGCAAAGUUUGUCCUUGGGUAAAGAAGUCAACAGCAACAAUUCUGAGCCUGUCAAGAGAAAAAGUGAAAUACCAGAAAGUACUGAAAUGGAAGAAACAGGGAAGAGGAGAAGAGUUGAAGGUCAAACAGAGACCUCAUAUCCAAAGUUAUGUAUGGACAGACCUGGAGCUGAGAGUGUUCACCAUGCAACUAAAGUAGAGCAUGGAUUUGAAAAGAAUUACUCCAAAGAAAUUCAGUGUGAGCGUAGUCCAGCAUCCCUCAGCGUGGGCUGUGACCAAGAGUGUUUAUGGAGACCUGUGGGAUAUAACAUGGAACAAAGAGCAGAAACCAGUCAGCCUGAAGGUGAAAUGCAGGUAUUGCAGCAAAUGGACCAAAUCACAACCAAAGGAAUUGAGGAGCCAAAACGAGGAGGUCUCUCAAAGUUCUGGAGAAGGCUAUUUUCUCCACUGCAGCACCUUUUUGGUGGGAAGCACUGAACUAAUUGCUGUGGAGAGGUCGACUUGUACCGCAAAUAUUAGGC
Phasianus colchicus (ring-necked pheasant) is the source of this 947-nucleotide messenger RNA. RefSeq names its product membrane anchored junction protein (gene MAJIN). Gene Ontology annotation, biological process: meiotic attachment of telomere to nuclear envelope; homologous chromosome pairing at meiosis. Gene Ontology annotation, molecular function: DNA binding. Gene Ontology annotation, cellular component: nuclear inner membrane. The record is from RefSeq and is a predicted model, not a curated record. NCBI's taxonomy places the organism in Eukaryota, Metazoa, Chordata, Aves, Galliformes, Phasianidae.